Saccharomyces cerevisiae S288C is the source of this 327-nucleotide messenger RNA. RefSeq lists its product as uncharacterized. The record is from RefSeq and is marked reviewed. The coding region runs from base 1 to 327 and encodes 108 amino acids. Gene Ontology annotation, cellular component: membrane. NCBI's taxonomy places the organism in Eukaryota, Fungi, Ascomycota, Saccharomycetes, Saccharomycetales, Saccharomycetaceae. The transcript has a single exon.
AUGGGCAGUUCUCGCGUUAUUCGUCAUCAGGCAAGUAAUUAUGCCCAAUCAGCUUACCAAUGUCACAUAAAGGAACCACUAUUAUCCCUUUUUGGUAAUGAAAAACAACACUCUUCCGGUACGACAGCCGCUGCGGCAAUUACUUUUCCCCAAAAGCUCAUAAUCGAUCAAUUAACGCGUAAACGAAAAACAAAAAAAAAAAAAAUACGUAAAUUAGGUCUUCAUACGAGCGUUUUUUUUUUUUUGAGGAUCGUUUGCAUGUCUAGCGCGGCAAGCGUGUUUACAGGCAUUCGUUGUGUGUUCAUGUUUAGAACAAAUGCUAAGUGA